AUGCAUGAUACGUACAUGAGACAAAAAAAAAAAUUGCCUACUGGGUCGGCGGCUUCAGGUAAAAAAAAAUGGCCUUUGAUGGAUAAUCUAUCAUUUUUGGACACAGUUGAAUAUGAAAGAAAAACUUCUACAAAUGUUGAAACGCAAAAUAUUAUGUCCAACGAUUCAUUCAGAGAUGAAGAAGACACCGUGGACGUGGAGAAUGAAAGUAACAGUGAAGCGGAUAUACCCAAUUUGCCAGCAGUGUCAUUUGGAGGGAAACGAUUACGGUCUAAAGAUGAUAAAUUAUCGGCAAUAUUAGCCAAGAGAUCAAAACAAAGAAAUGAAAUGUUAUCAAACAUCCAGGCACAAAAUAAUUUACUAGCAUCACAAAACCCGCAACAAGAGGACGAAGUCGACGUUUUUUUUAAAAGUAUUGCCAUGACCGUCAAAAAAUUACCUUCGAGGGCAAUCAACGAAGCUAAACUUCGAGUACUGACAAUGGUGAAUGAGAUGGAAGAAAAAUACGUGGUUCCUGAUCAUACUAAAAUAAUUCGACCUGAUUAUAUGCUGCCUUUAAAUAUUAACAACAUGACACAGUGGCUAUCGCCGGUCAACUCCUACAACACUGCUGCAUCGAGUUCUUCAUCUGGAUUUAUUCAAUACAACCAUGAUAGCAACAGCAUGACACAGUGUUCAUCACCGGCCAACUCAUCCAACACUGCUGCAUCGAGUUCUUCAUGUGGAUUUGUGCAAUACAACCUUGAUAGCAACAGCAUGACACAGUGUCCAUCGCCGGCCAACUCAUCCAACACUGCUGCAUCGAUUUCUUCGUGUGGAUUUGUGCAAUUAAACCAUAAUGAAAAUAAGUAG
Messenger RNA from Macrosiphum euphorbiae (potato aphid), 852 nucleotides. NCBI's taxonomy places the organism in Eukaryota, Metazoa, Arthropoda, Insecta, Hemiptera, Aphididae. The record is from the annotation of a GenBank genome assembly.